AUGUCUAAGCCAGGAGCCAGCAGCGUGGUAGAUAAAAAGGCAAUGACUGGCGAUGGAAGAGACGAGAACUCGCUGGGAUCAAUGGCAGAGAAAAGCGAUCUGAAAGUUCAACGGAAGCAAGGAAUCGUCUGGAGGAAUGUCAUCCUCAUGGCCUUGCUCCAUGUUGGUGCUGUUUAUUCACUCUUCCUUAUCCCCAAGGCCCAUCUGUUUACUCUGAUCUGGGCAUACCUGUGUUUCCUAGUGACUGCCUUGGGAGUGACAGCAGGUGCCCAUCGUCUGUGGAGUCAUCGAUCCUACAAAGCCAAGCUGCCUUUGCGGAUAUUCCUGGCCGUGGCCAAUUCUAUGGCAUUUCAGAAUGACAUCUUCGAAUGGUGUCGAGACCACCGAGUGCAUCACAAGUACUCUGAGACAGAUGCUGACCCUCACAAUGCUAAGCGUGGCUUCUUCUUCUCCCACAUUGGCUGGCUCUUUGUCCGGAAGCAUCGAGACGUCAUUGAGAAAGGAAGGAAGUUGGACUUCAGUGACCUGUUGGAUGACCCUGUCGUUAGGUUUCAAAGAAAACACUAUAAGAGUUCAGUUGUGCUGAUGUGUUUUGUUAUUCCUACUCUUGUGCCUUGGUACUUCUGGGGGGAGAGCUUGUGGAAUUCGUACUUUCUUGCUUCCAUCCUCCGCUACACCAUUUCGCUCAAUGUCGCUUGGUUGGUUAAUAGCGCUGCCCACAUGUAUGGCAAUCGGCCUUAUGACAAGAAUAUCAACCCUCGGCAGAAUACAUUAGUCUCUUUCGGAGCCAUCGGUGAAGGGUUCCACAAUUUCCACCACACUUUUCCUUUUGAUUAUUCAGCUAGUGAGCUCGGCUUGAAAUUCAACCCCACCACAUGGUUCAUUGACUUCAUGUUUUGGUUAGGUCUGGUCACAGAAAGGAAGCAGGUUCCAAGGGAGAUGAUCCAAGCUCGCAAAGAGAAGACUGGAGACGGCAGCUAUUGAGAUAUCAAGGGAGUCUCUGAACACUGAUGGGGUUGUAUGUGUUGUUUGUCUGUUUCUUCAUGGGGAGGGGGGCUUCUUACCCUUUCCCCCCCUUAGAAUGGGAGUAGUAAUUUUCAUUGAACAUAGGCCAAAUUAAUUCCUGGAUUAAUUCCAUUUUCUCUAGUGCAGUGGUUUUCAAAUUUUCUGUUGGCAGGCAACUCUUUUGACAUUAAUUCACCUUUACAUGUUGCAGAGAAUUCUGGGGCAUGUUGUAAUGUCAAGCUAGGAAGUCUUCAUGCUUGCAAGACGUACUUUGCUUUUUACUAGAAUCCUGUGAUGCACCAACCUACACCAAAAUAGUGGGGUGG
Varanus komodoensis (Komodo dragon) is the source of this 1331-nucleotide messenger RNA. RefSeq names its product stearoyl-CoA desaturase 5 (gene SCD5). The coding region runs from base 1 to 984 and encodes 327 amino acids. Gene Ontology annotation, molecular function: oxidoreductase activity, acting on paired donors, with oxidation of a pair of donors resulting in the reduction of molecular oxygen to two molecules of water. Gene Ontology annotation, biological process: lipid metabolic process. The transcript is spliced from 5 exons. NCBI's taxonomy places the organism in Eukaryota, Metazoa, Chordata, Lepidosauria, Squamata, Varanidae. The record is from RefSeq and is a predicted model, not a curated record.